Pecten maximus is the source of this 3652-nucleotide messenger RNA. RefSeq lists its product as uncharacterized. Lineage: Eukaryota; Metazoa; Mollusca; Bivalvia; Pectinida; Pectinidae. Bases 1 to 1005 code for a protein of 334 amino acids. The transcript is spliced from 3 exons. The record is from RefSeq and is a predicted model, not a curated record.
AUGACUUGCAAAUUAGGGUUACACCUGUAUCAGGGUUACACCUGUAUCAGUAUCUGUAUCAGAGUUACAUCUGUAUCAGUACCUGUAUCAGGGUUACACCUGUAUCAGUACCUGUAUCAGAGUUACACCUGUAUCAGGGUUAAACCAGUAUCAGUAUCUGUAUCAGAGUUACAUCUGUAUCAGUACCUGUAUCAGGGUUACACCUGUAUCAGUACCUGUAUCAGUACCUGUAUCAGGGUUACACCUGUAUCAGUACCUGUAUCAGAGUUACACCUGUAUCAGUACCUGUAUCAGAGUUACACCUGUAUCAGUACCUGUAUCAGAGUUACACCUGUAUCAGUACCUGUAUCAGGGUUACACUUGUAUCAGUACCUGUAUCAGGGUUACACCUGUAUCAGUACCUGUAUCAGUGUUACACCUGUAUCGGGAUUACACCUGUAUCAGGGUUACACCUGUAUCAGUAUCUGUAUCAGGGUUACACCUGUAUCAGUACCUGUAUCAGUACCUGUAUCAGAGUUACACCUUUAUCAGUUCCUGUAUCAGAGUUACACCUGUAUCAGGGUUACACCUGUAUCAGUAUCUGUAUCAGGGUUACACCUGUAUCAGAGUUACACCUGUAUCAGGAUUACACUUGUAUCAGUGUACCUGUAUCAUACACCUGUGUCAGUACCUGUAUCAGGGUUACACCUGUAUCAGUACCUGUAUCAGGGUUACACCUGUAUCAGGGUUAAACCAGUAUCAGUAUCUGUAUCAGGGUUACACCUGUGUCAGUACCUGUAUCAGAGUUACACCUGUAUCGGGAUUACACCUGUGUCAGUACCUGUAUCAGUACCUGUGUCAGUACCUGUAUCAGUACCUGUGUCAGUACCUGUAUCAGGGUUACACCUGUAUCAGGGUUACACUUGUAACAGUACCUGUAUCAGUACCUGUAUUGGAACCUGUAUUAGGGCUACACCUGUAUCAGGGUUACACCUGUAUCAGUACCUGUGUCAGAACCUGUAUUAGGGUUACACCUGUACCAGUACCUGUAUCAGGGUUACACCUGUAUCGGGACAUGUAUCAGGAUAACACCUGUAUCAGUGUUACACCUGUAUCAGGGUUACACUUAUAUCAGGACAUUUAUCAGGGUUACACCUGUAUCGGGAUUACACCUGUAUCAGUACCUGUAUCAGUACCUGUAUCAGGGUUACAUCUGUAUCAGUACCUGUAUCGGAGUUACACCUGUAUCAGUAUCAGGGUUUUACUAAGAACCAAUGAUUUGUACUGUGGUAACUUGACCUGGUUUUGUUUGUGGUAUGAAUUGGACUUAACAUAUUCUGCAAUUCAGACAGUUGUUUGGUGCUGUUUUUAUAUUUUGAUGGCAAAGUGUUGUUUUUUUUUAUAUUCUCAUUGACGUGUAUUUGCUAUUGAUGCAUAUUAAGUUGAAAAUAAAUUUCAGUGUCCGGUCCAUUACAAUUUCAGAUUCGGUUAAAUAUCAUUUUCAGUGUCAAAUCUAAUAAUGUUUGUUGUCUGAAUAGUUAAAAUGGUAAGGGUGAUCACAGACAAGAUAUGAUAUGGAGGAUCUCAUUGGUAACAUGUUAUACAUAUGUAGUGGGGCUAAGAAAAGGCAUUGUGUGUGUUGGGGAUGAAAGCACAUACAUAUGUAACCUCCCUCCAAUCUCUAUAAUGUGUUUCAAAAGACGAUGAGACUUAUCUUGUGUUAAAUGAUAGCACAGUAUCAAAGAGUGGGAGAAUUUUCUGAAAGGCACUAGAAACCUAUUUUGUUUGUGAUGUGAAAUGCUAAACUUGAUCAAUACAUGUGUGAUUGGUUGGUGAAAAUGUAAAUGAAUUAAGGCUACCCUAGUAUGUUCCAACAUAUUUUGUGAUAAGUACUUCCUGAAAUGUUAAUCAGUGUCAAACAGUUAAACCGUUGUUAACAUUCCAUACAGAUGCAACUACAUGUUGCAAGGCUGGAGUUUGUAAGCACUUUGGGUAUACUUGAUUGGAAGGAAAUUGCUCAGAGUUCACUGGACGUUAUUGCUCUAUGUGGAAUAAUGUAGAUUUUUUCUCAAAACAUGCUUCAUAUGUUGCUUCAGAUGUUAGACAUGCUUACAAAAUAGGGGUACAAUCCUGAUACAACUAUUAAAUACAUCAUAUCAGUCAUGUUAUGUUGUGAAAUGUGAGAUAAAUUUGUCGAACAACAUAUCAAUAAUGGGAAGUGAAAUCAUCGUUAAGGUGAAGGUUAGAUACAGUAUGAUAACAUUGGGUAAUCCUAUGAGAGUUGAUCUCCACUUCCUUAGUAUUGAUUAAUCUGAAUAUGAUUUGUAAAUAUGGAGUUUUACGAGAUUACAGAUGUUUAUGUUUUGUAAUGUAAUACACAUGACAUCAAGAUUACAUUGCAGUCAUUAACAUUUAAGGUAAAAAUGUACAAAAAUCUGUUGUUCCCACACACUAGUCAUCUUUGCAGUGUAUAGGUCUCACAAUUGAACAUCUCAGUAAAUCCAGACUGACCGUGUCAAUUUUUGUGUAAGAAUGUUUUGUAUGAGAGAUAAAACAUAUCUAUCUGUGUGGUCAUAUCAGAUACACUUAGAGACAAGUCAAUAUUAAACCAGAAUUUCAUCAACUGUUACUAGUAUUUAUAUAUGUGGUAUACUGACAUUCCGUGUAUUUAGCAAACUGUUUUUCUAAAGUUUGUUUCUUAGCCAAGUUAGCUCUUAAUUUGAACAAAGUUUUUUUCAUUCAUGACAUAGGUGAGAGUUAUCAGUGUAAUCUUGUACAGAUAAAGAUUUUUUUUUUAAUUUCACAACUACUAAAACAAGUAUCAACUACUGGUACCUGUAAUAAUGCAUUUAUACUAAUAAUGUAUAUCAAAUUAUCUCCCCUUUCUUAUCAAUGACACCAGAUCAUUCUUAUAUCAUUAAUUUUUUUAUAAACGAAUAUCUCUGGUCCAACCAUGUAGACAGCGAUUAAUAUAAAUGGCCCAGCUGCAUCAGUACAUAUGUAGGUGCCACAAGAUUAUUUCCUUUUUCUUGUCAAUUACAAGUUUUUGGCUAGUUUUACUUCUUGAAACUUUCAAUAAUGAUUCAAUCUGCUGUUCUGUUUGUGUUAUGGAUAAUGAUAAGUAAUGUUUCAGUCCACUGAUACUAUUAAUCACAUGUGUUACUGGAUAAUGAUAAGUAAUAUUUCAGUCCACUGAUACUAUUAAUCACAUGUGUUACUGGAUAAUGAUAAGUAAUGUUUCAGUCCACUGAUACUAUUAAUCACAUGUGUUACUGGAUAAUGAUAAGUAAUGUUUCAGUCCACUGAUACUAUUAAUCACAUGUGUUACUGGAUAAUGAUAAGUAAUAUUUCAGUCCACUGAUACUAUUAAUCACAUGUGUUACUGGAUAAUGAUAUAAUAGUAAUGUUUCAGUCCACUGAUACUAUUAAUCACAUGUGUUACUGGAUAAUGAUAAGUAAUAUUUCAGUCCACUGAUACUAUUAAUCACAUGUGUUACUGGAUAAUGAUAUAAUAGUAAUGUUUCAGUCCACUGAUACUAUUAAUCACUGCAAUCUUUUCACACUUGUUCUACUUUAAUUACAUUGUUUUGUUUAUUAGGACUUUGUUGAUGAUUUUCAUACAAAAAAGUAUGAAUUUAAAUUCAAUUUAAUGAAUAAAUGAUUAUUUGUAUAA